UCGUUCCGACAGUUGCCACAUAACAUGACACGCUCCCACGACGCGCGGCGGGACGCCCCGUUCAUGCGAAUCAUCUUGUACUAACAAGACGCCGCCGCUAUGCUGGUCAACGUUCACAGUCUGCAGCACGCAGCGCAGCAACUCGCGAGUCGACAAACACACCUGCUGUCUGGGAGACAACCUCCGCCACCACCACAUCCACCAAUCUCCUCACCACCACCACCGCCGCAAUUCGACAACGCACCAUCACCGAUUGGCGACAUGGGCAACAACAACAAAGACGGCAAAGACAUUCACUCCGAAGAAACAAUCCUCUUCCUCUUCCUCACCUUCGGGAUCCUAAUUGUGCUGAUCCUCAUCCUCCUUCUGCUCGGUUUCCAAACCUACCUCUCGUGGCGUAUCGCAGGCGUGCUCGUCGAAGGCUCUGACGACUCCUUCGAAGCAGAUAAGGACUUCCGGCGGUGGGAUCGGGAGAGGAAGGAGAGGAAAAAGGCGUUGCGAGCGUUGGAGAAGGGGAGGAGUGUUAGGGGGAGCUGGGGAUAUGGGAGUGGGAGUCGAGGGACUAGUGGUGGGGGUAGGCCACGGACGGAUGAGGAGAUGGGAAUGAGUGGGGCGAGAGGGAGUAGUAUGAUGUUGGAUAAGUUCCUGCUUGAGGGCAAGGAGAAGAAGCCAUUUUGGAAUUUGAAGAGAUGGAUAUGAAAUCAUUCAUGAGGGAUAAGA
Messenger RNA from Macroventuria anomochaeta, 720 nucleotides. RefSeq lists its product as uncharacterized. NCBI's taxonomy places the organism in Eukaryota, Fungi, Ascomycota, Dothideomycetes, Pleosporales, Didymellaceae. The record is from RefSeq and is a predicted model, not a curated record. The transcript has a single exon. Bases 100 to 699 code for a protein of 199 amino acids.